AUGUCUUUCAAACUAUACACCACGUUACUUUUAUUGAUAUUUGCGGGGAGUUAUCAGAGCACACAAGCUGCUGAAAUUUUAGCUUUAUUCAUUAAUGGUCAUCAGUCCCAUUUGUUGGUCUACGCUUCAGUAGUCAAUUUACUACUUCAGAGAGGUCACCAGGUGACUGUGGUAACAACUUUAGAUGUGGCGCAUAUAAUAGAUGUACAAAAUAUAAGAUGGCUAAAACUGUCGGAGAACUAUACCGAAACAGUUAUAACAACUGGUUCAAAACGUAUGAAUAGUUUUAAUAAACUGGAAAGAAUGUUUAAUCGAAUUGAAAAUACCAGUAAAUUUAUGAAAGAUCCACAGUGGGUUUCAUUUUUGAAUGAGGACAAUAACUAUGAUCUUUUAAUCUUGGGUUAUUUAUUCAACGACUACCAAUUGGGUGUGAGUGCUCAUUUUAAGUGUCCAGUAGUUCUAAUAUGGACCAGCCAACCUAUAGGUUUUGUGCAAAGUUUAAUGGGUAAUCCAGAAGAACGAUGGUAUGUUUCUCAACCAUAUGAUAGUCAUCAAUACAAUGGCGUUAAGGCCAUAGCAUUCGGUUGGUUUGAAAAAUUUGUGGAAUUAUUGGCUCUCGAUAGAAUGCAGGAGAUAUAUACCAAAUAUUUUCCCGCCAAUUAUUACCCUUCAUUUAAGGAAAUACGCAAAACAGUUUCUCUAGUUUUAUGUAAUCAUCAUUCUUUAAGUGAAGGCCCCAUAGCGCCUUUUCUACCCGGCAUAAUAGAAAUAGGAGGUAUUGAAAACAAAUUUGUUUCCCAAAGAAAUCAAAUGAAUCUCAGUGAUUUUAUAACCUCAAAGCAAAAAAUUAUAUACUUUAGUUUUGGUUCCCGAGUUAAAUGGUCUUUAUUGCCAGAGUCUUUAGAACAAAUUUUUAUAGAAACAUUUAAAGUUUUUUCUAAUUAUACCGUACUUUGGACUUAUGACAAAAACUGUACAAAACUUGAAAUGCAAUUUCCCUAUUCUAAUGUCAAAUGUCAAGCAUGGUGGCCUCAGUCAUCUAUUUUAAAUUACCCCCAAACUAAACUGUUUAUUACUCAUGGCGGUAAGGGCAGCAUUACCGAGUCUCAAUUAUAUGGGGUACCCAUGUUAGGAAUUCCAUUUUUUGGUGAUCAAAAAGUUAAUGUCGAUAAAAUGGUGAAUAAAGGCUUUGGUUUAAAACUAGAUUUACGCAAUAUUACUUAUGAAAAUAUGGUGGUAAAUAUAAAACAAAUUUUAGAUUGUGCUAAGUAUGUUAAUAAUAUAAGAAUAUUUUCGGAAUUGUAUCAUGAUAGACCCAUAAGCAAUGAACAGAAUGCAGUUUACUGGUUAGAAUAUGUUUUGCGAUAUAAGGGUGCCGAACAUCUUAAGAGUCCAGUUUUACAAUUGAAUUUCUUUCAAUAUUAUUUACUAGAUGUUUACAGUUUAAUUUUAGUGGGAUUUAUAAUAAUUGUGAGCAUUUUAAAUAUCUUGGAAAAGAAGAUAAUGCAGCAGUAA
This is a messenger RNA of Lucilia cuprina (Australian sheep blowfly), 1515 nucleotides long. It is a transcript of the gene Ugt307A1, whose product is annotated as UDP-glucosyltransferase 2. Lineage: Eukaryota; Metazoa; Arthropoda; Insecta; Diptera; Calliphoridae. Gene Ontology annotation, molecular function: UDP-glycosyltransferase activity. The record is from RefSeq and is a predicted model, not a curated record. The transcript is spliced from 2 exons. The coding region runs from base 1 to 1515 and encodes 504 amino acids.